Messenger RNA from Xenopus laevis (African clawed frog), 1623 nucleotides. Its product is annotated as gastrula zinc finger protein XlCGF28.1-like. The record is from RefSeq and is a predicted model, not a curated record. The transcript has 3 exons. NCBI's taxonomy places the organism in Eukaryota, Metazoa, Chordata, Amphibia, Anura, Pipidae. Bases 120 to 1472 code for a protein of 450 amino acids.
CCAACAUCAUCCAGCUGCUGACUGGAGAGGUUGCCAUAAGGACUCAUCAUGUUUCCAUCUAUUUUUCCUUGGACGAGUGGGACUAUAUAAAAGGAAACAAGGACCUUUAUGAGGAAGGGAUGAAGGAGGAUCCACGGCAGCUCCCACCACUGGAUAAUGAUGAAGAGAUUGUUAUUAAACCUAAUGUGGAAGUUACGUUAUGCUGUGAUAAUGAGCCAAGCAAGACUGGGACUGAAGGAGCAGAUUUUUGUGCCAACGGAAAUCUCACAUACCCUGAAAUUCCUCCAAUGGAACAGCCCCCACCAGCCAAUGGAAUUAAAGAGGAAGUGGCUUCACAUGAAGAGGGAAACCAAUCAGAUUGCAGCAUUAAGCCACUUACAGAACAGAUACAGGGAACAGAUACACCUGGAUGCAGUCUUAGUGAUACUUUGCCAGAAGCCCAAAACUAUGGAAGAAUAUAUAAUAAUAGAAAAAGAACGUUUAAGUUCCAGGGGAAAUAUGAAUAUUCCAAGUGUCACAGAAAGUUUAGUAGUAAAAAAACAUUUACCAGGCAUCAAAGAAGAAACUACAACAAAGAAAAAGGGGUUUCUUCAUCUAGUGAUGGGAAAUUAAUGGCAGAUCCCUCAAAUCUUACGGGACAUAAAAGCAGUGGAGACCAAUCAUUUACUUGUGCCGAAUGUGGGAAAAGUUUUACUCGUAAGGGUAGUCUUAAGGUCCAUCUUCGGAGUCACACAGGAGAGACUCCAUUUUCUUGUUCUCAGUGUGGGAAACACUUUAAGCGACUAUCACACCUUACAGUACAUAACAGAAUUCACACGGGAGAGAAACCAUUUACUUGUACUGAGUGCGGGAAACACUUUAAGCGACUAUCAAACCUUACAGUACAUAAUAGAAUUCACACGGGAGAGAAACCAUUUACUUGUGCCAAAUGUGGAAAAUGUUUUAAUCAUAACUGUAAUCUUAAGGUCCAUCUUCAGAGUCACACAGGAGAGAUUCCAUUUUCUUGUAGUGAGUGCGGGAAACACUUUAAGUGGCUAUCACACCUUAACGUACAUAACAGAAUUCACACUGGAGAGAAACCAUUUACUUGUGCCGAAUGUGGAAAAAGUUUUACUCGUAACUAUAGUCUUAAGGUACAUCUUCAGCGUCACACAGGAGAGACUCCAUUUUCUUGUAGGGAGUGUGGGAAACACUUUAGGCAACUGUCAGACCUCACCAGACAUAACAGAACUCACACAGGAGAGAAACCAUUUUCAUGUUCUGAAUGUGGAAAAUGUUUCACACAGCGUUCAAAACUUCAUCGACAUUUGAAAACUCACACGGGGAUAAGCCACAUUCCUGUUCUAAAUGCGGGAAAUCGUUCAGACAACACUCAUGCCUUUGUAAGCAUUACAAAUGUCACACUGGAGAGAACCUUGGACCUUCAAGUACAUAGCAGGAUUCACAGUGGGGAAAAAGGUUUCGUGUCCUGAAUGUACAUAGAUCACACCUUAAAAGACCUACCGUAUAUACUCGAGUAUAAGCCGACCCGAGUAUAAGCCGAGGUACCUAAUUUUACCUACGAAAACUGGCAAAACUUAUUGACUCUAGUAUAAGCCUAGACACAACUACAGCCCUGUCUCC